UACGCUUCGUGGACAAAGCAACCAAUUCUGCCCCCACCGUCAACGAUUCUUCCUGGAAAACACCGUCAUUUUCACUUGUCACCAAACUUCCACCACUACACCUUUUCAUAUCGAUUAUUAUGGGGAUUCGUUUUGAAGAAAAAAAAAGGCAGGACAUGUACAGAGAAAUUGCUUACAAACCUGUGUCCGCUUUCCCUUUCUUGAUGCUCCUAUACUUGGUCUGUUUCUAGUUUCUUUCUGCAUAUUGACCCACCUUAUUUUCUGGUUUUCCCAAACUAGAUCGCCAUACCUUUUUCCUUCUCAGACUUCCUCAUGUCCUCGUUACCCUCAACGUCCUCGUCUAUUCCUAGACAAAAAGAAUAUGACGUAUUCUUGAGUUUUAGAGGUGAAGAUACUCGUCAUAACUUCACAGACCAUCUCCAUGAUGCUUUGAGAAGGAGCGGAAUCGUCACUUUCAGGGAUGAUCCAAAGCUGGAGGCCGGUGAAGAGAUUUCACUUGAGCUCUUCAAAGCAAUUCAACAAUCAUGGUGCUCAGUAAUCGUUUUCUCGGAAAACUAUGUCUUUUCAGGUUGGUGCUUGGAGGAACUAGCUGAGAUUGUUAAACAAAAAAGGGAGAAUGGUCAUAAAGUAUUUCCAAUUUUCUAUGGCGUGGAUCCAUCUGAUUUAAGAAAACAAAAAGGGAAAGUUGAAGCAGCUUUUGCUAAACAUGAAGAGAGAUACAAGGAAGAUGAAGCAAAGAUCCAAAGGUGGAGAAAUGCUUUAACUGAAGUGGCUAAUAUCAAGGGAUGGCACUCAAAUAAUAGGCAUGAAUCAGAAUUUAUUGGAGACAUUAUUAAAAAAAUAUCAGCAAAGUUAUGUCAAACAUAUCCAAUUGACCAUGAUGAGUUAGUUGGUAUCAGUCCAAGCUUGGACGAUUUGCAUUCGGAAAUAGAAAUUGGGGAAGAUGAUAUCCGUAUCAUAGGAAUUUGUGGUAUGGGUGGCAUUGGCAAAACGACCCUCGCAAGAGUUGUUUAUAGUCAAAUGUCACCUCAUUUUGAAGGGAAAAGCUUUCUUGCUGAUGUUCGAGAAGUUUCAGAGAAAUGUGGACUUGUUUCUUUACAGAAACAACUACUUUCCCAGAUCUUGUUUGAUGAAAGCUUCAAUUUUUUCAAUGUUCAUGAAGGGAAAGUCAUAAUUAGUCAGAGGUUGUCUCACAAAAAAGUUCUUCUUGUUCUUGAUGAUGUUGAUAACCUACAACACUUGAAAUGCUUGGUUGGAAAGCGUGAUUGGUUCGGUUUAGGGAGUAGAAUCAUUGUAACUACAAGAGAUGAACAUUUGCUCCGAUCUUAUCGAGUUGAUGGUGUGUAUAAGCCUACAACAUUGGAAGACAAUGAUGCACUUCAUCUUUUCAAUUUGAAAGCUUUCGGUUGCGAGACAGCGCCAAAAGAGGAUUUCAUUGAGCUUGCAAAACAUAUCGUAGGUUAUGCUGGUGGACUCCCCUUAGCUCUUGAAGUUUUGGGUUCUUUUCUGUGUGAUAGAGAUGCAAGGCAAUGGAAAAGUGCAAUAGAAAGACUUGAAAGAGAUUCUAACAAAGAAAUUCUUGACAGACUUCAAAUAAGUUUUGAUGGACUGGAAGAAAGGGAGAAGAAUAUAUUUCUAGAUAUAGCAUGCUUCUUUAAUAGGGAGAAGAAAGAUUUUGUAAUGAAAGUAUUGGAUGGUUGUGAGUUUUUUCCAGAUAUUGGAAUUGAUGUUCUUAUUAAAAAAUCUCUACUAACUACUGACAGACACAACCAGUACUUGUUGAUGCAUGACUUGCUACAAGAAAUGGGAAGAAAAAUUGUUAAGGAAAAAUCUAUUGAUGAACCUGGAAAACGUUGCAGAUUGUGGGAGGAAAGAGAUGUGUAUCAUGUGCUAACAAAAGCAACUGCUACAGAAAUUAUUGAAGGCUUAAUCAUCGACAAUAAAAGGGAAUUGAACAAGACUCUCACUUUGAAUGGGGAUAUUUUCUUGAAGAUGAAAAGAUUAAGAUUGCUCAAAGUCCAUUGUCUUCUAAAUUGGUGUGAUCUCACCUACCUUUCUAAUGAGCUACGACUUUUAGAAUGGUCAGGAUAUUCUUUAAGAUCUCUGCCUUUAGGCUUCCAACCGGAAAAUCUUGUUGUACUUCUCUUGCCUUAUAGCAAUAUUGAACAACUGUGGAAGGAAAAUACGCCCCUGUAUAAGUUGAAAGUGCUCAACCUCGAAGGGUCGGAAAACCUGAUCAAGGCACCAGACGUCACAGCUGCCCCAAAUCUUGAAAUUUUGGUUUUGGAAGGUUGUACUAGAUUAGUAUAUGUCCAUCCAUCUGUUGGAGUUCAUACAAGGCUUAAGCUUUUGAAGUUAGGAGGCUGCAAAAGUCUGAGGAGUUUUCCAACCAGAAUUGGAAUGGAAUCUCUUGAAAGGUUAACUCUUUCAGGUUGCUCAAAACUUGAAAGCUUUCCAGAGAUUGAUGGGAAAAUGGAAUGUUUGUUGGAGCUUUGUUUUGAUGGGACAAACAUUAAAGAGCUACCUUCUUUGAUCGGAAGUCUCAAAAGACUUAAAGUUUUGAAUUUAAAAGACUGCAAAAGUCUUAAAGGUCUUCCAAUCAAAAUUGGAAUGGAAUCUCUUGAAAAGUUAAUUCUUUCAGGUUGCUCAAAUCUUGAAAGCUUUCCAGAGAUUGAUGGAAAAAUGGAAUGCCUGCUAGAGCUUUAUUUAGAUGGGACGGGCAUUAAAGAGCUACCUAUUUCAAUUGGAAAUCUGAGCAGUCUUGUUUUGUUAAAUUUGAAAGAUUGCAGGAACCUUGUGGAUCUCCCAGGGAGCAUAGUUGGGUGUAAAAGUUUAAAAUCUCUUAAUCUUUCUGGUUGUUAUAAAGUUGAAUAUUUGCCAGAGAAUUUGCAGCAAAUAGAGUUCUUGGAGGAGCUUGACUUAAGUGAAACAUCCAUGACAAAACCACCACCCUUCAUUUUUCAAUUUAAAAAUCUUAAAGUUCUAUCUUUUAAUGGGUGCAAGGGAUCUUCUUCCAAGUUGCAAAAAAAACUUCCUUCUCUGUUAAAGGUAAUCCAAAGAGGAAGGACAAAUUCUAUGGCUCUGACGUUGCCUUCGUUGUUAGGUUUGAGUUCAUUAACAAGGCUGAAUCUAAGGGACUGCAAUCUUUGCGAAGGAGAUAUUCCUGGUGAUAUUUCUCGGUUAUCCUCUUUGAUACACCUUGAUCUUGGUGGUAACAACUUUAUCAGCAUACCUUCGUGUGUUACUCGAAUUUCCAAGCUUGAAUUUCUUAGAUUGUCAGAUUGCAGGGCGCUUAAAUCGUUGCCUGAGCUUCCAACAAGUAUAGCGAUUGUAAGAAUAGAUGGUUGUGCUUCUCUGGAAAUAGUUGCAAAUCCAUCAAAAGUUUGCAAUUCAAGUGAUUUGUUGGCUAUAGGAGGUGUUAAUUGCCUCAGAUUGGCUGAGAACAUCAACGCCUUAACAUUGCUGAAAAAACAUCUAAAGGUAUUUGGAAAUUCAAGAGAAAAGUUUGAUAUUAUUCUACCUGGAAGUCAAAUCCCAGAAUGGUUUAGUCAACAAAGAGGUGACUUUCCGAUUAAGAUAAAUUUGCCUCUGGAAGUUAGGAAUGAUAGUCAAUGGAUGGGAGUUGCUUUGUGCUGCAUUUUUUCAAGGAUGAUGCUUCAAGGGAUGAGUAUCUCAUGUGUAGAGGUUUUAUCCAUGGUAGAGAUUCUCGAAAAGUCGAUUGGAGUGGCUGGGUUGUAAAUUAUGGUUUAGGACAGCCCGUAACGAAGGACCACAUUUUAAUUCGUUAUUUCUCAAGUGACAAGUUGUAUCCAAUUUCCUUGGAAGACAAAUGUGGUGAACGUGAAACCAAUAAUUUAUGGACAACAGAUUGCUUAGAUCAGGAAUGCCAUCAACUUGAGUUGUCGUUCACAGUUUCCCAUAGUGUUAAGUUGAAGAAGUGUGGUGUUAGAAUAGUGUAUGAGAGAGAUCUGGAAGAGAUGGAACAAAUACAAGACUUGCAUAGUAGUCAGUGUUGUGCAAAUGUUGAAGACAUCCAGCAACACUCUGCUUAUGAUGGAUCAAUAGGUAACUGUUCCUUAAUAAAGCGAAAACUUAAUAUAUAUGAGGAGAUGGAUGAAGGGCCGCAACCAAAGCGAAUGCAAAAAAUUUUCAGUUCUAUAAUGGGCAGACUUGGGAACAAGCACUAAUUGUGAUUGAAGAAAUGUGAAGGAAGUUUUGAUUGUUCCAUGAAGAAGCAACUAUUAAAAAAGGAGAGCAUUUGAGAGCAAAACGAGCGAAAAUCAAACAAUUGGAGCAGAUUUUAGGAGCCACAUGGGUAUAUGCCAGACCGUGUCAAUUUUACAAAUUGCACCUCGAAAAUGCUACAAAACACAAUUUUUAGAUUUUUUUGAGCAUUCUAAGACCUAUAAAUACUAAAUAUAAGAAGAUGAGAGAAGACUGUCAUAGAAUAUUGAAGAAAGCAACACAAAUUGAAGCAGACUCUAAAGCAGAUUUCCAUCAAGAUUAAAUAUCUCAUUUUGAUUUUUUUGAAGUUUAUUAUGAGUUUAUUUAUUUCUUAUGGUUAUACUGUCUUUGAAAUAUUUUUAUUUGCGACUAUGAACUAAUUUUCUAAAUACCUAAGGAGAUGAAUCCUAUGAUGAA
Messenger RNA from Gossypium raimondii (Peruvian cotton), 4641 nucleotides. RefSeq names its product disease resistance protein RPV1. NCBI's taxonomy places the organism in Eukaryota, Viridiplantae, Streptophyta, Magnoliopsida, Malvales, Malvaceae. The transcript is spliced from 8 exons. Bases 313 to 3738 code for a protein of 1141 amino acids. Gene Ontology annotation, biological process: signal transduction; defense response. Gene Ontology annotation, molecular function: ATP hydrolysis activity; protein binding; ADP binding. The record is from RefSeq and is a predicted model, not a curated record.